UUUACAUGCCAGAGGGACUGCUGAAUAGAUUUUAAAACAUACAUUACACACACACACUCUUAUAUAGAAUCUGUCUAGAAGUUUCACAACAAUACUAUUGACCAACAUGGUUGAUCCUGGCUUUCAUUUAUGAUUUCACACGAUGUUCUUUGGUGAACCAGAAUUUAUGUACCAGGAUCAGUGUAUUCUUAUUAUUGCAUUGCCAGUUGGCAUCGAAGUGUUUCUGAGUCACAGUUUCAGAGGCUGGUUCAAGAAAUCUCUUAAUAGGCAAUUAUGGAAUAAUCUGUCCACAGAGGAACAUUCUAGCCAACCGCUAUCACCUAAUAAUUGUUUUAUGCCCUGAUUUGUGAGGGAUUAUAUCCCUUGUACAAUUUUCCUCCUGUACUUUGUAACUGUGGAUAUUCUUACUAUGCAUAUACAUGUCCAAUGCUCCUGUGAAACUUGUUAAGCUCUUGACAACAUUAAUGCCUGGUAGAAUAGGUUGUACUGUAGGUUAACUUUUCUUUUAACUUAUAGACCAGUAUGUCCUUUUAUCUCUUAAAUUUAAAAUUUAUUAAUGAGUUUCAUUGUAUGUCCCCAGUUUUUAUAUUAAAUGAGAGGGAGAACAUAACUAGGAGCACUCAGCUUAACUUUCCUAUGCCAUUCUCCAUUUUAUAUACCUCUAUUAUAGUCCUCCUUAUUUAUUUUGUCUGUAAACUAGGCAGUCAGAAUCUUUUCUGUUUUUCCUUUUUUGGAUUUCAAUAUGCUUCUGAUUAUUUUAUCAUUUGCAUCUGAACCCCCUUCUGUUUCCACAGCUAUAUUGUUUGACCAGACAUGACCACAGUAUUCAAAGUGAAGACUUCCUGUCAAUUGGUAUAAUGCCAUUAUAAUGUUUUCGUGAAUAUUUUCCAUCCGAAUAUCUUCAUACUUCCUAAUAUUGUUAGCUUUUUUGACCACAGCUGCGUAUUGAACAAAGAUUGCUAUUUUCAUACCAGUGAUGUUUUUGUUUUUUAAGAAACUUAAAUUUUCUGUUUUUACUAACACUGGGACAGCUCCGUUGGUGUUAGCAACAGUGGGAGCACUAGUGUGGGCAGGUUGCUGCUGAGAUUGUAAGCACAGUGAUGUUUUCUCUCACUCUGUCAAAGUGAUGAAAACACUGGCAACAAUUUUCGCCUUGUCUACAAUUUUAUAAGGUAUAAUCCUUUAAACUUCAGGCCAUAAUCUUUACUUCCAGUAAAAAUGAAUUGGUGGAGAACAUUAGGAAGAAAUUUCUCGUGUAGACAAGACUUGGUGCAUUCUUCUUUUUGCUGAGUAAUUACAGUUGAUUUAGGACUCAACAGUGUGCAUGAAUAGUUUAAAUUAUUUCUUUCAGUGUACAUUGCUGAUACACCUAUAUAAGCUUCCUCUGAAUUUUCUCUUGGUUCUGUCUAGUCUUGACUAUCUCUAAUAAUUUCAUUUUAUUUCAGAGUUCACUUGCUUUUGUGGAACAUGAAUUGCUACGAUAAACAUCAAUCCUAGUAUGGAUGUUUGGGAUACUGUUCACCUUUUCCUGUGCUGCGGAAUUAACCAUUAUUCCCAUUAUUUGUCUCUUAGUCUCUAAUCCAUCACAGUACUUUUCAUCUGGCCUUAGUUUUCUUACUAGCCUUUUAUGUGAGCCUUUAUGCUUUCAAACAGACUUAGUUAAAAAAAUUGGCUUUAAUCAGUUCUGUUAUCUACUGUUGUGGUCAAGGAAUUCCAGAAGAUUGGAGAGGCAGAAUUUUUCUUUACAAGGUUCAUCCUUAUCACAUAGUUCUGCUAGAUAUUUUAUAACUCUUUAUUUCAAUUAAUUUACAUGGUUCUGAAAUGUAUCUCACUAGUUUAUAAUUCAUGGGUAUGCCUAAUAGGUGCAACUUUUGCUAUCCUCUGUCAGUGUCUGAUUUUAGUGAGAUUGAGCUGCUAACAAAAAUAUUCAGUCACUUGAACCUUAAAUUCUUUCAGAUCUCUAGAAUGAGUACCAUGUUCAAGUGGCUUGCUGCUAUUUACUUUUUUAGUUUGUUCCUCCCUUUGCCACUUCAGUCUCCAAGAGUGCUUCUCUUUUUUUUUUAACCUGUGAAGAGAAGAUCUGUAGUAAGUAACUUCUUAACAACCUCAGGGGUGAAGACUGAUACAAAAACAUAAAUCAGAGCAGCGCAGAGAAGCUGUCUUUUUCCUCAGUUGUUCCUUAUGUACCUUAACGUCCAGUGUACCCACUGAUUUUUUUUUUUGCAGGCUUCCUGUUCCAAGUAUAUUUUGAGAAUUUAUUAUUCUUAUAUGCUUAUCUAUGUGCUCUCCUCAUGUCCUUUUACUUUCCGUCUUAAAUUUUUCUUAUCAUAUUUAUCCUUUUCUGUUGGCUUCACUUAAGCUGGAUUUCUCUUAUUUCUAUAAUGUGGCCAUUGAAACAUACUGGAUUUAUUUUGUUUUCCAUUUCUUCUUUUUUUUUUUAUUUAGCAGCAUGCAAAUGUCUGAUGAUGGAAUUACUGUAUAUUCAUUAUCCUCCACGAUUUUCUCAACCAUGUCUCAACUUGAUAUCUGACCAGUUUAUGUGCAGUUAGUUGCACGUUGUAUUAUUCCUAUUCUAUUAGAUUUUGUUGCUGGUUUAAUCUCCUAAAUGUCAUGCACUCAAAUAUCAUUUUCCGAGCUUGGAGGUUGGUAGUAUGUUCCUACUUGUACUUGUAUUUUUAUGUUUGGGGGUUAGUUUCCAUACACAUUCUUCUGUAAAGUCCUCUUCACUCAAAAUUUUAUCUCAUUAGAGUGUAUGAAAUCUUUUAGGUAUGGUACCCACUCUCCUUCUGUGAACUAAUGUCAUUCAUGUAUAAUAACUUUAAUACAUGUCUGUAAAUCCCAGCAGUUGUUGUCCCACUGCAUUUCAGAAACACAGAUUAUUUCAAAGUUCUGUUCAAGUGCAAGUCAUCUUUAGCUAAUGUAUUCUGUCUCAGCUUCUCUGACACUUAUUUUUUUUUACUUUUGACAAUAUGCAUAUCAGAUGUACUUUUUUUAAGCAACAUGGGGUGGUAUUUUUCUCGAAUGUACAAAUAAGUUUGCGGAUAGUAUAUUUCCGUCCUUUGACUUUUUUUCAUAUUCAGCAGCAACUAGUGCCAUAUUUCUCUGUUAAUUAAAAAAUUAGGGCAUUUUUCCUGAGCCUUAUAACUGAGGAAUAAUUUCAUGAACAUUUUUUUUUCAAAGGAUUCUGUGUCAUGACUGUUGGUUUUUCCUUGAAGAAGGAAGAGCUAGAAAAACCUGAAAGUGUAGUCUUUUAGGUGUUUGGUACAGUUGGAAGAACAAGACGGGAGAAGGAGAUUGCUGUUGCAUUGGUCUCUGAAAUUGAAUUGUUUCACGAUAGUGCUACUGGCAGUCCUGUUUGUGGACUUGUACAGUGUGCAUAUGCUAUGAUUUCCUCCUGGUGAAAUCCUGGACUAUUGGCAAUCUUAUUAUACUGUCCACUUCAAUUUGACUUAUUUCUUAAGGAAUCUGUGUAAAGUCUCAAAAAGAGCAGGAGUACUUGUGGCACCUUAGAGGCUAACAAAUUUAUUUGAGCAUAAGCUUUUCUGGGCUACAGCCCACUUCUUCGGAUGCAUAGCUAUGCUGUAGCCCAUGAAAGCUAACGCUCAAAUAAAUGUGUUCAUCUCUAAGGUGCCGCAAGUACUCCUGUUCUUUUUACGGAUACCGAUUAACACAGCUGCUACUCUGAAACCUAUCUAAAGUCUAAACGUUGUUUUUGUUUGGGGGGGGGAGGGCAGGGAAUGGCUCUUCAGAUGGACCAGAAAACACUCCUCUGCUAGAUUCCUGUGGGAAUUUUCUAGGUGUCAUAGCCCUUUCUUGGUACCCACCUGGUAUGGCUGACGAAAAUGGGGAACCUGCUGAAGAUUUGGUGCCUGUUAUUUUGGAUAAUGCACACAAAUACAGUCUAAAGGUCACUUUUCAUAUUGAGCCAUAUAAAGAUCGAGAUGAUCGCAGUAUGUACAGCAAUGUGAAGUACAUUAUAGACAAAUAUGGAGGCCAUCCAGCUUUUUACAGGCAUAAGACCAGCACAGGCAGAACCCUCCCCAUGUUUUAUAUUUAUGAUUCUUAUGUAACAAUCCCUGAAAUAUGGGCAAAUCUAUUAACUGUUUCUGGAUCCCAGAGCAUUCGCAAUACUCCAUAUGAUGGAUUAUUCAUUGCACUUCUAGUGGAAGAAAAACAUAAACAUGAAAUCCACAGAAGUGGUUUUGAUGGAAUUUAUACAUACUUUGCCACCAAUGGUUUUUCUUAUGGCUCAUCUCAUCACAAUUGGCCAAGUCUAAAAGCCUUUUGUGACAGCAGCAACUUAAUGUUCAUUCCAAGUGUCGGACCAGGAUACAUUGACACCAGCAUCAGACCAUGGAAUAACCACAACACGCGCAACCGUGUUAAUGGGAAGUAUUAUGAAACUGCCUUCAGUGCAGCACUUUUGGUGCGACCAGAAAUUAUUUCCAUCACCUCUUUCAAUGAAUGGCAUGAAGGGACUCAGAUUGAAAAAGCUGUUCCUAAGAAAACUGGACAGGUAACUUACCUGGAUUACAAGCCUCAUAAACCAACUAUGUAUCUGGAGCUCACUCACAAGUGGUCUGAGAAAUACAGUAAGGAAAAAGAACAAUGGCUUAUGUGAGGUGCGACUGCUCCUGUUUGUAAAUACAUUCAGUCCAUCUCGGAGGUGGAAAUGACACUGGGAAUUCUAAUUCAGCCAAUCAAGAUGGCUUUUAUCAUAAAUAUACUUUAAAAAAAACACAAACUUUUGAAUGUAGUAUGCGCUAUUACUUUACCUGUUAGAAUUAAUUUUGACUCCUUUUAGGGGCUAAAAUAAUAGUGAGCAAUAUUGCAUCUCUAGGCUAUUUUAAUUGGAGAAUAUUUUGUGAAAUGUUAGAUGCUUUUUAUUCAUAAUCUGUAUGUAAAGCUUACAGAAACUCUAUCUGGAAUAAUUCAGAGGUGUCUCAAGUAAAGUGACACAGAAUUUAGCAUAUUUACUUUUAUUACCUUUAGCUAUAUAGCCGUGUUUCAGAGUUGAAUACUACUGUGAUUAGAAUUUUGUCUCGAUAGUUCCUCAGAGGAUAAAUAUUUGUGGUGCAUGAAAUAACGUAGCAAUUGUUAUAUCAUUUGUACACCUUGUAGCAGGCAGAGAGUUUACUUUAACAUUUGACUUGUGGUACAAACACUAAGACGUGUGAAAUUGUUUUGAAAUUUACAACUUUUGGUUUCAGAAAUUGAUGAAAGGGUUGUUUAACUCCAGAUUAGUCUUGUAUUUAGAUUUUGCAUUCUGUAUUUUUUUGUAACUAUGGAGUGUCAACAAAAUGCAUUGAGAUCUUCUAACUAGAAUGAAAUUAAAGAAGGAAUAACAGUAACUAAAAUGAGGGGGGGAAAGUAUCUGAGUAAUGAAAUUGCUCAAAAUAAGAAAAAUCGGUUUCUUAAACAAGAUUUUCUUUAAUGUUUACCAGGGAUAGAAUUUUUUUAUUACUUAUUGCAGACCUAGAUCCAGUGUUUGGAGGGAAAAAAAUGAAAAGAUUACAAGUCACAUAAGUAUUUACUAGUCCUACAAUUGAUUCAUUUUCUAGAGUAGUCUUUGUUACAUGAUUUUAGCAGCACAUAGUCUUUGGCCACUAGAAUGAAUUUGUCUGUUACCAUCUGAAAUCUUAGCUUUCAAGUUUUCCGACAGUUCAUUGGUUUCCUGCAGUACUAAAGAUCGCAGCUACCAAAAUCAUGUCAGAAUUCAGGUGAGGAGAAAAUACAGCAAGAUAGUAAUUGAGUGAUGUUCUUAUUGCAUUUCAUAAUGUGCCAUUGCUAGAAAUGAGUGCUUAAUACUGUUUGAAAAGCUGAGAUUCUCAGGUUUCAAUUAUUAUAACUCAUUCCUUUCUAGGCCUGGUUGUUUCUGGGACACCACUCGACAAUGGUCUAUGUGUAGCAAUGCUUUUUUGGCACUUACCCUGUUCUGAAUAGAGCAAAUCCCCAAACUUGGACCACUGUGGGUUUCACUAUUUGGUUUCAUAGUUGUGGUGAAUUUGAGAGUACUUUGGCAAAUAUUUAAUCUGUAGCAUAGUAUAAUUGCUUUUAUUUUAUUUUAUUUUAUUUUUACUUACUUUAGGCCCUGAUCCUACAUUGUGAUUCACAUGUAAACUGCCCAUUGGAGUACCAUUGAUAUAAUAGAAUUUUGUGCAGGCACAGUAAUCUGCCCAUGCAGUCGUAAUGCAGGAUUGAAAAAGUGAAACUUUUUUUUAUCUGAAACAUGUUUAAAUUUAAUCUUAAUGACAUGAUGUUGCUGAUAUUUGUUAGUGACUUCUUAAUGUGAAGGAAGGAAGGGUUUAUAUGAAACUUGUCUCCAUAGAUUAAAGAUGGUUUUUUCACCAAACUUAUGUAGGGAAACUGUCUGAAAUCUUUAACUGUUUUAUACAUCCAGGCUGGCAAAUUGUUUGUAAGAUUUCUCUUCAAAUUAUUUAAAUGGUUCUAUUAGUAAGCCCCCAGACAUCUUAGACAUGGAAAUUCCAACUUAUUUUUAACUAAGAUUAACAUAUAGGACCAUAUUCUCAGCCACAGCCAAGGAUUGUGAGGUGUAGCUUACAAAAGGGGCUGCGGAGGAGCCAUUUGUGGUUCCCAGUGGUGGGAUCAGUUCUGCUCUCGUUGCGUCCCUAGUGUAGUUUAGAGCAGCCUCAAGAGUGUGUGUGUGUAUGUAUGUAUGUAAAUAAAAGGAGGCGGGGGCUUGGGGAAGGGGAGAGAAUAGAGCAUUACCCUGCAUCUUGUGUAAUCACUUGUAUCAGGGCAGAGUGAAUGUAAAAUUCUACUAAAUCAUAACAAAUGUCCUGGUGCGACUACACAAAAUACAAAAUAGAGAGAAUCUGACCCAAAGUGUGAUAAGCAAUAAUCUUGGAUCCUAUCCUGCAUUCCAUGCAUACCCAUUGAAGAUAAAUUUUGGUAUGCCAGAAAUGCAGGAUUGUUUCCCUUUUUUGUAUUGAGAAGUGAGGAGUAGCUUGGUGCCUUCAAUGUGCCUGAGAAAUGCCUAUCUUGACUAAAGGCUAGUCUAUACUAGAAGCACUACAGCAAUGCAGCUGUGCCACUGCAGCGUGUCUGGUGAUGAUAUUCUGUGCUGACGGGAGAGAGCUCUCCUCUCAGCAUAAUAAAACCACUUCUGCGAGAAGGUCUCCCACCAAUGUCUCCCACACAGCACUUAUGUCAAUGUAACUUAUGUUGCUCAGAGUGGUGGCUUAUUCACACACCUGAGCGACAUAAAUUAUGCCAACAAAAGCUUUAGUGUAGACCUACCCUAAUAUGUAGUCUGGGAUGUUACAGUGCACCUUCAAUAUGUUGUAUUCUGUUAAAUGGUUUCUUCUAAAUAUUUUGCACUGUCAGACUUUAUUUCUAAGGAUCUCAAAAUUCUUUUUCAAAGUAGGUAAGUAGUAUUUUUAUUUUUCAGAUGGAUAAACUGAGCUAUAGAUGAUUUAGUGACCUGACCACAGUUACACAGUGAAUCAGUGACCAUGUAGGACAUAGAGCAGGUAUCGAUUCUUUGCCCCCCGUUCUAACCACUCUCAUACAGUCUCUUAAGGAAAUUAAUGUAUGCACUUUUAGUAUCAGUUCCUUAAAUAACUAUACCUAUUUAUUUAUUUGUUUAUAUUUUUUACUUUUUCUUUAAAGUAUUUACAAGCCUCAGAGUGCACAAUUACUUCAGUUAUUUCCUCACUAGUUUUCUAUCUCUCAGCGACUGAAAGAGAUGCUCAUGCUUCCUCCUACAUGAACUGGGAAAGGUUCAGACCAUUAGUAGUACUUCUGAAGUAAGAGGUUUUGAAGGGAGAAAGACUCUUUAAUUUCUUUAUUCAAGUUUUUCUCAGCUUUAGGUCCUUUUCAUCUCUUGUUUACUGCUUCCUAGCACUUUUUAGACAGUUUACAUUCAACUUUUGGUUGUCUGUUUUUCCCCCCACAAACAACAUUUACUCUUCAAAUUUGACUGGUACAGUCCCUCCAGUUUAUGCUGGGUAUGAAACUCUUUGCAAUUAUUGUAACCCCACUAAACAAUUGGAGAUAUCUUUCUCUAGUUUAAAAAAAUGCUGCUUCUUAACCAGUGACUUUGCAGUGGAAGCACAUUGUUCUCAAAGGUUCAUAUAACAGCACCAAAGGACAGAUUUAAAAACAAUAUUCAGAUGCUUGAAGAUGCAAUUAGGUGUCUACAAGGAUUUUCAAAACCACCUAGGUACCCAACUCCCAUUGUAAUUAAAAUCCCAUAACCUUUUAGAAAUCCGGAUUUACUUUCUACCCAGACAAUACAUUUAUCAAAGUUUAGAAUUAAUUUCAGAUUUGUCUGUAGAUGAAGUGGCAGCAUCCAGAGUCCCUGUUUUUGGAAGCAACAAUAUCAGUGCCUGAAUAUAUAGUGAGUGUGUGAUAAGGUAUUUAUGUUUUUGAGGGGUAGAGGAGCUGCCUUUUACUUUCUAGUAGGUGGAGUAUAAUAGCUCAGAGUAGAGAACAUUUUCAUAAAAUUGGGUUGAGGGGAGACUUCUGCAAACACAGUGAAUCUCAUUUCUUCACAACAUGUAAACAAUCAACCCAAAAGAGUCAAAUGGCCUUGAAAAGUGUUUGGAGUCUUUGUAUUUUUUUAAGUUUUUAGGAACAGCUGCCCUUGGGGUAUGUUCACCUAAAAGUCAGAAUUUUGGUUGCAGAGAGCGAUCCAGGUAAAUAUCUUGAUACAGUGAAAGUGUAUUUGAGGUUAGACUCUGGAUUUGGACAGUAUCCUCCACCUUUCCCUGAGUGUCAGUCAAAAACACAUUAAAGAUUUUAAUGGCAAUCAUUGCAUACUUAGGUGUAGGUAAUUGUUUGCCAUAGUAUUCAUAAUAGAUAAUAUUGCAUUAAUGGUAAUUAGGCAAAAAUAAAAACUAUAAAUGAUUAUUAAAGGCAGUCACUCGCUGAUAUACCUGUGCUCCAUAGCAAUGCUUAAAAUCACUAGUGAAAUACCACUGAGCAAUCAUAACCGGGGAAAGCAGUGAUGACAAUACUCAGGAAAUGCUCUCCAAGGCCAAGUAGCAAUGUUUCUAAAGCCAGAUAAUUCAUGUAUAAAAGUGUGUGAAGGCCUUAUUAAUUCACUUGUAGACUUCAGGUUCUGACAGGUCCAAGUAAGUUUUUUUUUUUUUUUAUAUACUUUUUUAUUUAUUUCCAUAGGCUGUAUCUAAACUGAAGUGUAGUCCAUCCCCUGUACUCUCAGAACCCUUGUCUAUAUUGCACAGAUUUGAAAAAGUUGCCUUGCCUUUUUUCCCAAGUAAAAGAGCAUGUCUAUCUAUUUUGCACAUACUGUUAACCCCUUAUGGCUGUCAUCUUGCGAAUGCACAGCUUCAAUCUUGGAUCAGCUUUAUUUGUAGAGUUCCUUUUCUCUUGUGGUGCCAAUAUUAUGUCAAAGACUUAACAAGUUUUUGGAACAGAAGAAGCUGUAGUGUCUUUUACCAUGAAAUUCUGUACACACUGUGUACGUAGUAUAUACUUGCAUAUUACAUACCUUUUGAUAGUCUUUUGCAUGGAUUUUUCAGGUACCCUUUAUAAUGUUUUACAGGAAAAUAUAUUGUAUAUAGAAUUUUUAUUGCUGGUGGUAGGAAAUAGAGAUUAGUUCAAAACAUUUUUAUGCACUUGGACAAGUACAUUAUUUUUUGGUAUCUUAAGUUUUUGCAAAACUUAUGUACUUAAAGGAGAAAGACAUAAUUUGAUUUAAAAGAAUCCUACAUCUAUUCUAUUUAAGAUAAGGUAGAAAUCUCUGGCAAACUGUUCUAGAUACUGUAAGUAUUCGUUCUGGUCCUUUUGCUUGCAAAGAAGUUCUAAUUUUCUGUUAUCUAUAUUAAACAAUUCAUUAAACCCUCACAAUCUUUUAUUCCUUUCUUUUUGUGAACCUCCUCAAAAUAUUG
This is a messenger RNA of Gopherus flavomarginatus (Mexican gopher tortoise), 9875 nucleotides long. It is a transcript of the gene MANEA, whose product is annotated as mannosidase endo-alpha. The record is from RefSeq and is a predicted model, not a curated record. Gene Ontology annotation, molecular function: alpha-mannosidase activity. The transcript has 4 exons. Lineage: Eukaryota; Metazoa; Chordata; Testudines; Testudinidae. Gene Ontology annotation, cellular component: Golgi apparatus. Bases 3830 to 4621 code for a protein of 263 amino acids.